Messenger RNA from Desarmillaria tabescens, 450 nucleotides. RefSeq lists its product as uncharacterized. Gene Ontology annotation, biological process: carbohydrate metabolic process. Gene Ontology annotation, molecular function: isomerase activity. The record is from RefSeq and is a predicted model, not a curated record. NCBI's taxonomy places the organism in Eukaryota, Fungi, Basidiomycota, Agaricomycetes, Agaricales, Physalacriaceae. Bases 1 to 450 code for a protein of 149 amino acids. The transcript has 3 exons.
AUGUCAAGUACAGCACCUCCAAAAUGGCAUGUCGUCGUGGGCUGCGAUGAUGCUGGUAUCAUCGAUGUGGGUGUCAUCAAUUCGAACGAGAAGACAGUGUACUCCCAUGUCACUGUCACAGCUGCAAAGAAGAUUGUAGCAGGUGAAGCUGACCGUGGAUUGUUGAUAUGUGGCACUGGCCUUGGUGUGUUUUAUCAAGCCCUCCAGCAAGAAGACGGGCUAAUGAGGCAUGCAGGUGUCGCCAUUUCUGCCAACAAAGUCCCUGGUAUUCAGGGCAUCUUGAGUAACAAUGCUCAGGUUCUUUGCAUGGGUCAGCAUGUCAUCAGUAUUGAGCUCACCCGUCACCUCACCAAGGAAUGGCUGGGCUAUGUCUUUGACACCAAGUCCACUUCAGCUGCAAAAGUCGAUGCAAUUUCUCAAUACGAGACAGUCUCUGGAGCAUGUUCAUGA